AUGACAAGAAAGAGGUUUCUCCUGGAUCUGAGGGAGCCAUUAACAUCUAUUAGUAACGCCGAUGGGGUAAGUAGCAGAGUGGCGCUCGGGGCUCCAGUCGGGUGUGCGGUCCUCGCAGAGCUCGAGCAUCGGCUGCCCUGCGCUCCGGCUGGGUGCGCUCCGGGGCCGGCGGGGACGUGGCCGGCUGCCUGCCGGCUCCGACCCCUGCCCAAGAACCAGAUCACAGAAUUCCCCUGCCUGCAGAAUGUCCUACUGGCUUCUCAGCGGCCUCAGAAUAAAAUCCAGGCUCUGCACCUUGGCCUCCUGAUCCAUCAGGACCCGGUUCCUGCCGGCCCUUCUUCCCCUGCCCCGGUCCUGUCGCCCAGCUCCCUCUUCCUCCGAAUGGCGUCCUGGCCUUGGAGAAGUUCCUGGAGCUCAAGUCAGGAUCUUUGUAUCUGCCCUGUGCAUUCUGUCGAGCUCCUCAUAAUCUGA
This is a messenger RNA of Rangifer tarandus platyrhynchus (Svalbard reindeer), 471 nucleotides long. NCBI's taxonomy places the organism in Eukaryota, Metazoa, Chordata, Mammalia, Artiodactyla, Cervidae. The record is from the annotation of a GenBank genome assembly.